Drosophila hydei is the source of this 4497-nucleotide messenger RNA. RefSeq names its product blastoderm-specific protein 25D (gene Bsg25D). The record is from RefSeq and is a predicted model, not a curated record. Lineage: Eukaryota; Metazoa; Arthropoda; Insecta; Diptera; Drosophilidae. The transcript has 8 exons. Bases 465 to 3860 code for a protein of 1131 amino acids. Gene Ontology annotation, cellular component: centrosome. Gene Ontology annotation, biological process: microtubule anchoring at centrosome.
AUAAAUUCACAGCCCCUUUCUACAUCUCUGUUUUAGUCUUUUUGCUAUAAUACAUUGUUUUUAUCACAUUUCAUAAACCAUACAAAUUUACGUGUUUUAUGCUUUAAUGUUGAAUGUGCAAUAUUUCCUUUGUGUUCUUUUUACGUGCAAACAACUGUAUACACAUACUUAACUAUAUCUAAUGCUAAAAACACACCAAAAACGCCGAGGCUGAAUUUACAACUACAACACACUGGAAAUCUUUAUCGAUUUCACCUUAAAUGUAUAAAUACAGUGUAUUAAAACAAUAAAAUUUAUAUAACUACUUAUUGUUAUAUCCAUGCAGAAUUAAUAUAAAACUCAUCACACACCGAAGAAUUCAUAUCAAUGAUCCCAUACAUUGUAAAACAUUUAUGAAUUAUACAAAUGAAAAAAUAACGGCUAUAAACUGAACUUACGGAUAAAAACAUAACAGCGCUUAGAUAAUGGAAGUAUCGGCCGAUCCAUAUGAGCAGAAAUUGUAUCAGAUGUUCCAAAGUUGUGAAACAUCAGAUCGUAACAAUGGCUUGCUUGACGAAGUUUCGCUAACGCGCCUCUGCCAGCUGCUCCAGUUGCGUGACCAAGGCUCAGCAUUGAUCUCCAGCCUAACUGCUAGUGCUCCAAGCUCCAAGUUGGGUGUUUCAUUUGAGCAGUUCAAAGUAGCUCUGCUCAACUUUCUAGGCACAGAGUUUGACAGUUCAUCGCGUUCGGCAUUAAGCACAGCAUCUGGAUUUAAAGAACGUUCUUUAGUGAUUAGUGACGAGUCAGCUAACAAAAUCUACUCUGAAAUACAGCCCGAGGGAGAGUCAUCUGAUCGUGAGGUUUCCCCCAAACUAAUAGUGGGCACCAAGAAAUAUGGACGUCGAUCACGACCGCAUCAGAUUCUAGGUCUCGACGUUACGGACUCCGACAAUACAGACGAAGAUCAGCACAAAAGUCUAACCGGCUGCAACGAUCACACCGUCCAAGUGCAACGGUCAUCGUCACAAAGCGAUCUUCCUGGCAGCCGAGUUUUGCGGUCCGUCCACUACAGCGGCAGCAAGCUUAAGCGUUGUGCUUCGCUACCAGCACGCAAAAAUAUGCACUCCAAAAUGAUGACAUCUACGAGCGCAACAACGUCCUCGACAGUAGGUACGCAAGUCGGUAAUAGCAGCAAUAAAAGUAAUCUUAGAGAGGCACAAAAGGAGUGCAGUAGCGUGGAGUCGCUGGAAAUUAUGACACCACAUCAACUGGAGACUAUCAAUGCGCACAGCCUUAUUGAGACCUGGGAAAUGGCAAAUAUCGUGAAUGGUGUAGGUCUAUUACAUGCUCUGGGCUUCGACGAGGAGGAAGAGGUGAACCUUAAUCAGCUGACCAAAGUUCUUGAGGAGGAAUUGCGUGGACUCGAGCAAGAUCCAAAUUCGAAUUUGUUACGUGCACUAAUAGCGCUGCAAUCUGUAGAGUUAGGAUCACUGCGACAAGCAUAUCGUCAACAAUAUCAAGAAAAUCAAAAACUGCGCUCUGAUAAUAAGGCAGCUAAUCAACGAGUGGCGAUGUUGGCCGCCGAGGUUGAUGAAAGGCAUGCAAUGUUAGAGGACAAUUGCAAGCAGGAGGUGCAACAACUGGAGCAGAGGCAUGCGAGUAUGGUGCGAGAAUUGACUCAGCGUAUUACAAGCGAUCGUGACCAUUGGACCAGUAUGACAGCGAGACUAGAAGGUCAAAUUAAAAGCCUCGAGCAAGAGGAGGUUAAACUGAAGACUGAGCUGGAACUGGUGCGUACUGAAAAUAGCGAACUAGAGAUGGAGCAGCAAAAAGUCCACCUGCAAAUGACUGAGUUACUGGAGCAGAACAUUAAGUUAAAUAAGGAGUUGGCUAUGUCCGAGCCUAUUCGGCCAGAAAUAAAAUCAGAAAACAACGACCAUGCUGUUAUCGGCCGAGAUAAGACCUCUGACGAUGAUGAGAUGCUGCACGUUAUGGAAAAAAUGACAGCUUUGCAAAUGGAGAACGCACAGUUGCGCGACAAAACUGAUGAGCUAACAAUGGAAAUUGAGAACUUGUACGUUGACCUAGCGCGCACUAAGUCAAGAAAAAAGCAAGGUGCUCCUUCUGCUGUGAAUGCUGCGAAUGUGUCAGCUGCGGAGUCAACUGAAGGCGAAGAACUAGAGGCUGUUAGCGUUGCGCUAGCCACUAAACGGCGAGGUGAUUCGCCAAGCAAGACACACUUAACCGGGGAAAGCCCGCGCCUUGGAAAACAACGUAAGUGCUCGGAAGCAGGCGAAGUUAGCGAUAAUAGUGGUGACUGGUUGGCGCUCAAUUCAGAAUUGCAACGCUGUAAGAGUCAUGAGGAGGAGAUUACUUCUCUCAAGAGAACCGUAGAGCAAUUGGAACUAGAGCUACAGGCGGCAACUUCCAAGUCAACUGUCCUCGGCAGUACCGAGAACGAUAGCCGUGGUACGCCGCCGGAGACACGCUGUAAGGAGCUAGAGAGUAGUUUGGAGCAAAUGCAGCGAGCUUACGAGGAGUGUGAGGAUUACUGGCAAGCCAAACUAAGUGAAGAACGUCAAAUGUUUGAUAAAGAGCGCCACAUAUACGAAGAGGAGCAGAUGGAAAGCGACAAAAAGUUUACAGAGCUGAUGGAAAAGGUACGCGAAUAUGAGGAACAGUUUAGCAAAGAUGGUCGGCUAUCGCCUAUUGAUGAACGCGAUAUGUUAGAACAGCAAUACGUAGAACUCGAGGCGGAGGCCACAAGUCUGCGAAACAACUCUAUUCGCAUGCUGGAAGAAAAAUCUCAUCAAAUUAGCACAUUGCAGUCAGAGAUUGAAGAUUUGCGUACACGCCUGGGCGAAAGCGUAGAAAUUUUAACCGGCGCAUGUGAGAUCAACUCGGAUGCAUUGCAUCAGAUAAGUGGGCAGUCUAGCCAAAGGCCUGCGAGCUCACCUAUUAGCUACCUGUGGCACCAAAGCACAAUUCAGGAGCCCCUGAAAACAUUUGACGGUGCUACCGAGGAAAGCAGUGCCAAGGUCUUGGCUCUGCUUGGCGAAUCACCUACUCACAAAGCUACCAGUCGAAACAACCUUACUACUUCUACAACAUCCAUCUUUAGUACUACACCAGUAGACACUUCACCAUCGAGCCCAUCGCUCACAAAUACUGAUACUAAAUAUGCUUCGUCUGUCAGUAUUUGUACUCCGGCGCCCAUUUGCAAGCCCAAAUCACCGCCGUCUGAAGGCGAAAUUGCUGAUAGUGAGACCUCAUCAACUGCAUCGAACAAGAGCUUCGAUUCGCACAGUAUAGUAUCAACUAGUAAAGCGUCUUGCUUUAGUAACGAAAAGUGCAAUAGCCCAAGUGUCCUUAAGGAGGAGUUAAAGCGUCUUAAGUUCUUCGAACUUUCACUUAAAGAGCAGAUUAAGGAUUUGAGCCUGCAACGUGACGGUUUAGUCAUGGAACUGCAACAGUUGCAGGAAGCACGUCCCGUUCUUGAGAAGGCAUAUGCGCGAACUACACAUCCGACUCUGCAGCAGCGACUUAAUCAACUGGAGUUACGGAAUCGUCAUUUACAAAAUGUAGUUAAGCAGCAGCAGAAAUAUACCGAGUCCCUGAUGCAGCAAUCGUGGCGUCAGCAUCAAGUGGAUCUCAAUGAAUUGCAUAGCCGUAUUGAAGCACAGGCCGUUUUAAUUGCCGAUCAAACACAGCGUCUGCAGAACGCCGAUAUUCUUGUGAAAGAUUUGUAUGUGGAGAAUUCGCAUUUGACUGCCACAGUGCAGCGACUGGAGCAGCAAAGGGCGCGAGUCAAUCUUAUUCACCAACAGCAGCAGAAACAGCAAAUUGGCGCUUCGCUGAGCGGUGUCUCUGGAAUUCCUUAGAAAUGACGCAGCAAAGAAGAAAAAUACAACGGAAGCACAUCGAAGUUAUACGUGUAUAUUUAUCAAUAUACUCGGCACUAUUGCUGCAGUGAUAUUGUUCAAUAUAUAAAAUACAUAUAUUUAUUUACAUGCUAUUUACUUGUUUUGUGUGUGUGUCCGUAUAUAACUAAUAAUGUUCUCUAUAUACAUAAGUUUUCAACUUAAGAGCACCUAUAGAAGCAUCUAUGUACUGAAUAGAACAAUUCUCUGUACUGAUCUAUAAAUCAGUAAUCAACUAAUCGAACUUUAUAUUUUGGUAUAUACCAAUGUUGACCUUAUAAAUUUAAAAACAAAAACACGAAAAAAAUCACAAAUUAAUAGAGUUAACAUUAAAAAUAGAUAACAGUAUUUUAAAUCCAUUGUACAUGUUGAAAACAACAAAAGAAAUGAAAGACCAAGUUUAUCAUGCGCAUAUAGGUAUUGUUGAUUUUAUUGGUAUCGAAGGAGUAAGAAAAGUCAAAUGCAACUAAAAAGACCUGUAAAUCUAUUAACUUACAAAUAUGUAUUUAUUUCGCACAUUAAGUUAGCAAAUAAUCUUUAAUUGUUUUGUCAGAUAUUUAUGUAUUAACAUAGCGAACAAAUUAAUUUAUCAAAGAUC